This is a messenger RNA of Schistocerca nitens (vagrant locust), 936 nucleotides long. Its product is annotated as translation initiation factor IF-2-like. NCBI's taxonomy places the organism in Eukaryota, Metazoa, Arthropoda, Insecta, Orthoptera, Acrididae. The record is from RefSeq and is a predicted model, not a curated record. The transcript is spliced from 4 exons. Bases 1 to 936 code for a protein of 311 amino acids.
AUGCAGUGUACACAACCAAAACUGCCGCCAAAAUUUGUAGCACAGCGACCUAAGUUGGACACCAUACAGAGCAUUGCUGGCCGGUCGGGCGUGCACGAAAGGCUGUCAACGGGGCGAGCGGGCGGACGGGGAGCACCUGUUACAGAGGCUGCGGCAAGUCGUGGGCAGCGGAAAUCUGAAAUCUGUCAGCAGCAGCGGCGCGCGUGCCCGGAAAUUGGCAGAGCUCUCAGACAGGCGGCGCUCUCGGAAUUAACGGUGUCACCUGCGGCGCGCUGCGGCCCGGGCGCCGUAUCGACGCGUGGCCCGGUCGUCGGAAUUGCGAAUGCGUCAGCCGCGGCCGCGGGGAAGAUGGCGCCGGUCUCGGUCCGCCGUCGGCCGGCCGCUGCCUUUUUGGGCCGCGCGCUGCGCCGCGCCAGCGCCGGUGGCACAAAGCCUGCCGCGGCCCAAGAUGGCGGCCGCGCCGAAUCGAUAGCCUUAACUCCGACUCCCGGCCCGGCCGGCCGCCGGCGCUGCCCCGCGCUGCGCUCCGCCGGAUAUCGCCGUGGGCGCGUCCAGUGUAAAUCAAUAUGGCAGCCGCCCCGGGCGCCCGGCUGCCCCAGCUCCACUCCACUCCACUCAUUACGAACAAGCGCGCCGCCACAUUCUCCAGGCCAGCGAUUUCUAGCCGGGCCGCCGCCGGCGCACCCCAGCGCGCUGCCGCCUACUUUUCAUGCCCGCCUUUGUGGCGGAGUGAGCAGCGGGAUGGAGAAGGAGAGCGACGUGGAGCGCGGCGCCGACAAGUCCGCGGCGGCGCCGGGGUCCGGCCCCGCUGCCGCUGCCGCCGCCGCCGCCGCUGCCGCCGCCGCCGCCGCGGACGCGCCCAGCCUGCUCGACGCCGCCAGCCUCUUCGGUAAGUUGCAGCAGCAGCUGAAGCGUAGUACCGAGACAGAGCGCUAA